AUGCUUGUCCUGGCCCUGCCCCUCGUACUCGCUACUUUUGAUGCCAGAGAAGCCACCAUUUCAUCCACACACCAUGCUUUGUUCACAGGUCUGGCGACAUGUCGAGAAGUGGUGUCCUCGUUUCUCUCGCGCAUUGAAGCCUUCAACAACGAAACGAACGCCAUCAUCUCUCUCAAUCCUAGAGCGCUCGAGAUCGCGGACGAGUAUGAUGGCGAAAUCCAGCGGAACCAUGGUUCAUACGGCUCGCUCUUUUGUGUUCCGACACUUUUGAAGGACAAUUACGAUACAGCUGAUAUGCGCACCACAGGGGGGAGUGUGGCGCUCCGUGAGUCUCAACCAACGCUGGAUGCACCCGCUGUGAAGGUCCUGAAAGACUCCGGCGCCAUCAUCAUUGGCAAGGCUAAUCUGCACGAACUUGCUCUCGAGGGACUCAGUGUAUCAUCGUUGGGCGGCCAAACCAUGAAUCCAUAUGACAGGACGCGAACCCCGGGUGGCAGCUCUGGCGGCACGGGCGCAGCUAUUGCUGCAAGUUUUGCCGUCUGGGGAACAGGCACCGAUACUGUCAAUAGCCUGCGCAGCCCCGCGAGUGCUAAUGGGUUAUUCAGCUGCAGACCUACCAGGGGACUCAUCUCAAGAAGCGGCGUGAUCCCAAUUAGCUAUACUCAAGACGUGCUUGGGCCGAUUGGUCGAUGCGUCAAAGAUAUUGCUGUCGCGCUGACAGUCAUGGCUGGUACACCAUACGACCCAUCUGACAAUGCCACCGCUCUUGUGCCAAGUGGGAUUAGGGGUAGCGAUUUCAGCCAAGGAUUGACCCAGGGCUCACUGGAAGGGCUUCGUUUUGGUCUGCUAGAGGGCUUCUUCAACCGUACUGUUUCUGAUGAGACGGAUCCUGUCAACCAAGCCAUGGCGAACAUGACAGCCAAAUUACAAGCAGCAGGGGCUACCAUUAUUCCCAUCACAGAUGAAAUGUACAACGCAACCGCAAUCGCCAGUUUGGACACUCAACGCUACGAGUUCCGCGAGUCUCUGGAUGCCUAUCUCCAGCGGCCUUCCCUCUCCGGUUCUCAUCCUACCACUACAAACGAGCUCUACACUUCCGAUGGAUACCUGGUCAUACCCGCACAAUACGAAUAUGUCAAUACCGCCUUACUCAGCUCCACAGCCAACACGACGACAACAACGACGACGACAUCCACAACCAAGCCAUCGUACGCAACCAUCAUGUCCCGAAUCCACAAUCUGACCCUCGCACUCCACGCCACAUUAGUGGAAAAUCGCCUCGACGCACUCCUCUAUCCCGAACAGAAGAAUUUGGUCGUGAAAAUCGGCUCGCCGUCACAAAGUGGUAGAAACGGUAUUCUUGCUGCACUCACCGGUACGCCCGUCGUCACUGUUCCUGUGGGAUUCAGUGCAGCGACCGAGGACGCGCCUGAGGGAGUACCGAUUGGGAUGGAAAUUCUAGGCUCAGCUUGGACAGAAGGGAAAUUAUUACAAAUUGCAUCUCACAUUGAGAGGUUGGGAAGAGUGAGGAGAAGUCCCCGAUGGGCUUUGGAGAGCGUGGAAGUGAAGGAAUAUCUUCAGGACGUACCCGUCAUUGUACCUGAUGCAGGGAAUGUGAAUCUCCAGGCGUAUCCGCUGGGGACUUUACAUGUAUAAUGUAUAAUACCGAUAUUGGAGGAUGGAGACUUGCAUACAUACUUUAGCUAAGGUAUGUGUAGACAGACUUCUGUUGUACCUACAUGAGGCUGCUGUGCAAGUUGUAUAUAGACAUCCGGGGGAUGUUCUGUCUUCUAGUGAAAACCAC
This is a messenger RNA of Sphaerulina musiva SO2202, 1804 nucleotides long. RefSeq names its product amidase signature enzyme. The transcript is spliced from 2 exons. The record is from RefSeq and is a predicted model, not a curated record. Bases 1 to 1656 code for a protein of 551 amino acids. NCBI's taxonomy places the organism in Eukaryota, Fungi, Ascomycota, Dothideomycetes, Mycosphaerellales, Mycosphaerellaceae.